Molecule: messenger RNA, 390 nt
Organism: Penicillium verrucosum
Lineage: Eukaryota; Fungi; Ascomycota; Eurotiomycetes; Eurotiales; Aspergillaceae
Exons: 2
Coding region: 1-390 (129 amino acids)
Source: RefSeq, a predicted model, not a curated record
AUGCGUUGCUUGUUUGUGCUGGUCCGCCCUCUACACUUGCUUUCCCGCGUUGAGGGAACCAAUUUCUUAUACGAGAUCGUGGUUUACAAGUCCCGGGGCCUAUCAUUACCUCGCUUCUACGACGAAGGUCAGAAGGUUAGGAUGAACCAGCAUCCCGAGGUUGCUUCGGUGAAUCGGAAUUUGCUUGACCUCCACUGGAGGCUUUGCGAGGUGUUCAAUGCAUCUGGUGCUGGAGGAGAGAUCGACCGUGUGCUUGAAAAGUGGGACAAAAUUAAAGAGCGUUCGGGGUGUUUGGCUACCGACGGUAGCACCAAGAUCGAAGAGCUCCUGUGGUUCUCUUUUCCAACCUCCUAUGUGCCACAGCCAUACUCUACGAAGGUUUACCCGUGA